GGGAAAGAGGGACGGGUGGGCGCACGUCCCGGCCAUGCCCGGGGAGGCCGCCCGCGCGGAGCUGCCGCUGCCCGAGCCCGGGGGCCCCGGGCCCCGCACAGAUCUCUCCUGUGAUGCAGCUGCUGCCAUCCUGAAAGGGGACAAACAGGAGCCCCAUGCCCUCACCCCAGGGCCCAGCCCCUUGGCCCUCACAUUCCUGCCCAGCAAACCAGGUGCCCGGCCCCAGCCUGAGGGAGCCAGCUGGGAUGCAGGGCCAGGUGGGGCCCCUUCAGCCUGGGCAGACCCAGCAGAGGGCAGCCCAAACCCAGCACUUCUCCCCGAGGGCCUGCCCCUCCAAGCUCUGCCUGAUGAGGGCCAGCCCCUUGACGUUCUGCCCCCCAAGGCCUCUCUGCCCACCACCCUGGAGCCCCGGAUUGUGAUGGGUGAGGAGACAUGCCAGGCCACCCCAUCACCUAGAGCAGCCUGGCCAACGCUCAGGGAACAGGAGGGUGGGCACACCCAUCGGCACCCACCCCCUGAGCUUUGUUCUCAGGAUGAUCUUCCUGUGCCUUCCCCUACCCCAGACCUCGAUGACUACUUUACACCUCCUGCUACCCCUACCAAGACCACCUAUGACCUGCUCUCCUGCCCUGGGCCCCAGAGAGACACCUGGGCCCCAGAGGCUGAGCUUCUGGAUGAGCUGCUAGACUCUAGGCCCACCUCGCCCUCGGGCUCCUACAUCACUGCUGAUGGGGACAGCUGGGCCUCCUCACCGUCCUGUUCCCUCGGCCUGUUGGCUCCUGCUGAAGGGCUGGACUUUCCCUGUGACAUAGGCCUCUCCCCACUGGGGCCCACGGCAGAUGAAGGAGAGCCAAGCCCUACCACACCCCCAGAGCCACUGUCUUCUGAGUCCAGCCUCUCCACAGACAGCAGCUCUUCCUGGAGCCAGGAAGGCCACUUCUUUGACCUGGACUUCCUGGCCAAUGACCCAAUGAUCCCCGCAGCCCUCUUGCCCUUCCGAGGCAGCCUCCUCUUCCAGGUAGAAGCUGUGGAGGUGACACCACUGUACCCAGAAGAGGAAGAGGAGGAAGAGGAGGCGGAGGAGGAAGGGGAGGAAGAGGAGGAAGAGGUGGCAGCUGAUGCUCCAAUCCCAGAUGGAGACUUGGCAGGGGAGGGUGAGGAGGACAGUACGUCCACCUCAUUCCUGCAGUCCCUGUCUGACCUGUCCAUCAUCGAGGGCAUGGAUGAGGCCUUUGCUUUCCGGGAUGAUACGUCCGCAGCCUCCUCUGACUCUGACUCCACCUCGUACGCAGGAGCAGAUGAUGACAGGCUGUACAGCACAGAGCCCCACGCCCAGCCCAGCUCCCUACUGCAGGACAGUGCCCAGAAGACAGAGCAGGAGCACAGGGGUGGGACCCUGGGCCCUGAGGCCAUCCCUCAAGUCUCAAAGGGAGACAUUUGUCUCACACACAGCCAGCAAUCCAUUGCAGAGAAAGCAGAAAAGAGCCUCCCUUUAGUCCACAAGUCCCAGGGUAUUGUGGAGCCUCCAAUUCUGCAGGCAGCCCAGAACCUCCAGGUGGAGCCAGCUCCUAAAGCAAUCCCUUGGGUAGGGGGCGAGAGAGAUAGCUCUUGGGUUAGAGAAGCACCUGCCACCAGAGCACCACCACAACCCUACCAGGAGGGGCUAGGCGCUUCCUCAGGCUGGGAGCUCACUGGUACAGAGUCACCGCCAGCUCUGCAAGAAGCCAACCCUGUCUUGUGCCCAGACCUUCUUGAGAACUUGAAGGACAGUAGAUUGAGCCUUCCCUCAGGCCCAGAACCUGAGGAUGUGGCCACAUUGGGGCCCCAGCAAGCUGAUGGAGGUGUCACAGCACCCCAGGACUCUUCCUUGGCAGCACUUCCAGAUGGAGAUGGCACCUCAGCCCAAGAACCUAUGGCUGAAGCCACACCAGGGCCCCAGGAGAUGGAAGCAAGUGUCAUCCUGGCCCAGGACUCUUCUAUGGCAGCACUUCCAAAGGAGAAUGUCACCUCAGACCCAGAGUCCAUGAUUGUGGCCACACUGGGGCUCCAGAAGACUGAAAAGGAUGUCAUCCAACGCCUGGACUCCCCUGUGACCAUACAUCCACUCCUACAAGACUCAGAUUCCACCUUAGGCCCAGAACCAGUGCCUGAGAACACUUCCCAGGGCCAAGCAAAGGCAGGUUGCAGCCCAGGGACUACACCAGGGGCCUCAGGGGCCCGGCAAAAGUUAGAUAUAGCCUUAGGAGCAAGGCUGAUAUUGGAAGAAAAGGAUGCAGCUCCUGGAGAAUCAGAGUCUCCAGCCUCAACCCCAGCUGAACAAAAUAGCCCAGCAUCAGCACCAGAAGCUGCAACUCUCUGGGCACCAGGGAAAGAGGCAAGUCCCACCUUGGGCAUAGAGGCCCCCAGGACCCCCAAGCCUGCCUCUGGUGCUGGAGAUGAAGUAGCUGAAGGUCUCUUUGCACCUGAGCAGGAAGCAUGGCUUGAAGGCCAUAAUGGGAUCGAGACCCACUUGCUUGCAAAGGAGGCCAUGGAAUCUAAGAACAUGGGAGGUGGAGGGCCUAAGCCAUCAGCACAAGGACACGGACCUGGAGCAGCAAAGUCAGGGCCUCAAGACUCAUGGGAGGCUCCCAAGGCAUAUUCUGCUGCCUGCCCGGAGGUCAGGCAGGCACACAGCCUGAGCCCAACUAGAGAAGGAAGGGGCCUCAGCAGCCAGGCCCUCCUGGAAGCCACACUUCCCAUGAUUUCCUGCCCAGAAUCCCCAGCAAGGGCAGCAUGUAGGCCAGACAGGGGCUGCCCCGAAGAGCCUGCUCCCACCUCUGAGAGACAGGAACCUGUGCUAGACCCAGGCAGUGGGAAACAGCAUCAGACCACCCUCCAUGUCCUUGACUCCCCUCCAUCACAGACCCCAGAAAACCCUGCCAGGGAUCUGCCAAGUACACCCCAGAGUAAGCCUAUGGCUCCUGAGCCAUCUGCUCCUGGUGUCCUUGCUGGGACAGCCUCACCAGCCCUGGGACCCUCUGCUCCUUGCCUGUGUCCUGGCCCCCAGGAAGACUCUGUGAAAGAUGAAGGGGCCUCAGUCUCUGGGGACCUCCAGCUGUCUCAGACUGCUGCUGCUGCCACCUCAGGAACCACAAAGCCUCUGGGGGCCAGGCAGCGGGUAAGCCUCCCACCCCCCUGCCUCCUCCUCAGCCCCAAGGCGGCCCCCAAGGAUGCCAAAGACACAGCCAAGAACCUGGUUCCCCGGAUCUCAAGCCCCUGCCAAGUGCCUCCACCCUUGGGAGCCCAGAGCCCAUCCAGCCCUGGACGGCACCCAGCCCCUGAGGAUGAGACCCAGCAAGAGGAUGAGGACAGCCUGGAGGAGGACUCACUGCAGGCCCCAGGCUCGGGCCAGCACUCAGACAGCCAUGGGGAGUCGUCAGCUGAGCUGGAUGACCAGGACACCUCAGCACCUCAGAAGGCACAGUGCCCAGCCCAGGCUCCAACAGGCAGCAGUGAAGCCAUCGCCAAAGCCAAACAGAGCCGCAGUGAGAAGAAGGCACGAAAGGCAAUGUCCAAGCUGGGCUUGCGGCAGAUCCAGGGUGUCACUAGGAUCACCAUCCAGAAGUCCAAGAACAUCUUAUUUGUCAUCGCCAAGCCCGAUGUCUUCAAGAGCCCUGCCUCAGACACCUAUGUGGUCUUCGGAGAGGCUAAGAUAGAGGACCUGUCCCAGCAAGCGCACAAAGCUGCUGCAGAGAAGUUCAAGGUGCCCUCAGAGGCCUCAGCCCUGGUGCCCGAGUCAGCACCUGGGCCUCGGGUAAGGCCAGCGUGCGAGGAGGAAGAGGAGGAAGAGGAAGAGGAAGAGGUGGAUGAGGCUGGGCUGGAGCUACGGGACAUUGAGCUGGUUAUGGCGCAGGCCAACGUGUCCAGGGCCAAGGCUGUGCGAGCGCUAAGGGAUAACCACAGUGAUAUCGUCAAUGCCAUCAUGGAACUGACCAUGUAGCUGCUGGUUGGAAGCUGGUCCAUCCUGCCCCUCUCCCAACUCUGCUGCCCAAUAAA
Molecule: messenger RNA, 4035 nt
Organism: Dipodomys spectabilis (banner-tailed kangaroo rat)
Lineage: Eukaryota; Metazoa; Chordata; Mammalia; Rodentia; Heteromyidae
Gene: Nacad
Product: NAC alpha domain containing
Exons: 8
Coding region: 35-3979 (1314 amino acids)
Biological process (GO): protein targeting to membrane
Cellular component (GO): cytoplasm; nascent polypeptide-associated complex
Source: RefSeq, a predicted model, not a curated record